ACUUUGCAACAUGAUCCGCGCACAGCACUGAGAGGCCGGGCUCUGCGGUCCUGCGUCCUGCCACCAUCCUACCGCACCACAUGGAGACCGGACAGAGCCACAGUAACGGGGAAUGACAAAGGAAGAAGGUGGACCAUCUUUCUCCUCCUCUGGCUAUAUGAACCACGCACAGCAUCAGCAGCUCCUCACAAAGGCACACACAGAGAUGAGGGUGACGGGAAGUAAUGCUGGUGCUUAUUGCGGUCUGCGUCAAACCUCUCGCUCCUUCGGAAGAUAAUGCCCUCGGUGCCUCUUAAAGGACUUUCUGGGUUCAUUAUUAUUUUGCAUGUGAACACCCGUGCUGCAGGGGUCCAUGUUGUCAGCAUCUCGGGGUAAACAUCCAGCGGGGACAGCGAUGGUCACCCAGUCCCUCUCAGCAUCUGCAUUGUAAGGAGAAACUCGUCCUGUGGGAGUGGGAUUUUUGUGAGGGGAAUAUGCAGAGAUAAAGGACAGUUUUUUUUUUGUUGUUGUUGUUGCAUACAAAACCAGAUCAGAGCCAUAGUUUGGAUUACAAGGUGUUCGGUUGUUUACCAACAUGAACUCGCUGUUUUUCUCCGAUACGCCGCCCGGUCCGGUCUGCAACGUACCCACCGGGUCGGGCGCGGUGACCAGCGCCCUGCGAAAUGACCUGGGCUCCAACAUCCAUGUGCUGAAAACCCUCAACCUGCGCUUCCGCUGCUUCCUUGCCAAAGUCCACGAACUGGAGAGGAGGAACAAGCUGCUGGAGAGCCAGCUGCAGCAAGCUCUGCAGAGACCGCAAUACCGCCACCUUUACACCCGUGAAGUUGCCGUGCAGACGGACGGUCCCGAGUCGCGACUGCCGGGGACCAUCUGGAGUUUCACCCACGUCCGGAGGCAAGGGGAGCGCUUUGAGACCCUGCACGGGCCCGGGGUGACGUGGACGCACCCGGACGGAGUCGGGGUCCAAAUAGACACCAUUACCCCAGAACUGAGGGCUCUGUAUAACGUGCUGGCCAAAGUCAAGCGGGAGAGGGACGAGUACAGGAGAAAAUGGGAGGAAGAGCUGUCCAAACGACAGCAGCUGGAGUCCACGGUGGAAUCCAUGCAGCAGAGCGUCCAGGACUCAACCGAGGUCCAGGAUGAGCUGAACGAGAAGGUGGACAGACUGAAGGCUGAACUUGUAGUCUUCAAGAGUCUGAUGAGUGAUCAAAUGUCCGAUCUGGAUACCAAGAUUCAGGAGAAAGCCAGGCAUGUGGACAUGGACAUCUGCAGGCGGAUCGACAUCACGGCCAAACUGUGCGAUGUGGCUCAGCAACGCAACUCAGAGGACAUGUCAAAGAUGUUCACCGUCAGUCCAGCCAGGUCGCUUCCAGAGAGGGGUGCCGGGGCCUGCUGCAGGAGAAAAGAGCGUAAAGCCGUGUCGGAUGAGGAGAGCUCAGAGAUGGAUGCCGAGCCCAGCCCUUUAGAGGAGGAAACCCCAGGGUCGCUCAACAUCACAGACGAAAUGAAACGCAUGCUCAACCAGCUACAUUGUUCAGAUAACUCCUUUGUUGCCAGGCGCGAGACGUUCGAAAUUGACGACGACUGUGACAGUCUGACGUGGGAGGAAAACGAGGAGACUCUGCUGCUGUGGGAGGACUUCACAAACUACAACAUACCGUGCACCAUCGCCACAACAGCCUGCACAAACUCCUGCCCCACUGACGGCAACGCUGAAGCCGCUGAUCCAGACUCCCAGGAUGGAAGUCUUGGCAGCCUCAUUGAUGAAACAGAGUCACUAUUUAAGACCAGAGAGCAGGAGUACCAGGAGACCAUCGGCCAGAUCGAGAUGGAAUUGGCGACGGCAAAGAGUGACAUGAACCGACACCUGCAUGAGUACAUGGAGAUGUGCAGCAUGAAGAGGGGCCUGGACGUGCAGAUGGAGACCUGCCGACGGAUGAUUAAAGGAGGCAGGAACUCUCCCUCUGUCAGCUCCGUGGCCAGCAGCGACUCAGGGAACACAGAUGAGAUCCAGGAUGAGAUUUCGGACAAGGACGCAGAGGCUGAAGUGCCCGUUAGUUGAUGGCCGCAUAGCUGGGCUUUGUCCCAUCUCCUCCUGAACGCCACUCAUUCUCACAGGGGCUAAAUGUGUAUAGAGCUCCAUCCUGCUAGAGAGGUGGAACAACUUUAAUCUGGGCCUGUUUUACCUAAAUAAAGUUCUGAUAGUCGUGCUCACUGAUGCACGCCCAGAACCGGUGCUUUUAUACUAUUUCUGUUGUUUAGAAAGUGGUGGUAGGGUGUCUUUGCUUCACAAAGAUAAAGGGUGCAAAUAGUCCGAGCUGUGCUCUCUUCCUCACUGCUGCCUCGCUGGAUCCUUGUCCAGAGCUUCACAUCAUUUUAGGGGAGCAGAAAAAAAAAUCUCAAAUGUUUUAAACCGGCUGAGAAGUAUUUUGUACAAAUUCUUACCCUAUUAAUGUCCUUUUUUUCUAAAGGAAUUGAAAAUAGUACAUAUUGUGCUCCUCGACAUAACAAAAAGUAGAUCCAUCUUUAAAUAUACUUUUUAAUAUUUAAUUUCAAUUUAAAAAUCUCUGUACCCUUCCAUUGGACCAUUAUUUUGUUUUUGACAUGAUUUACGAGAGUCCAGGUGGGGUGUUUGCAAUCCAAAUUAAACAGCUUGGGGUUUAAGUGUCUUCUGCCAAGGAGACAAAACAAGGAGUGGAGACGAAUGGUGUUGGAGUCCUGGUGGUUUCUGAGGGAACUCUGCAGAGUUGCCAAAGUUGACAGAGGAAAGGAGCACAGCCUUUUGAUGCAUCAGUGCACUACUGACGUUCUAUGCAAUUUAGCUGGCCUUAUUUUUGGACUGGCUUUUCACCCUUCCUCGUUUCUCUUUAAACCAGUACAGUUAGCCUUUUAAGCAAAGCAGGUGUUUUCUAUGUAUCAUUUUGAGAACUUUUCUUUGUGUAUGUGUGUGUGUGUGUGUGUGUGUGUGUGUGUGUGUGAAAUAAUCUUAGUAUGGGACAUUUGUUUUUUCAUGGAAAGUCAACAGUAAAAACUGGAACAGUGCCCCCCUCAACAAGGGACUAAUAUCUUCAUUCACUACUAUAAUCAACAUUUGCCAGAUGCUACUUGCUACUGAAACAGGCAGUGCAUUGUUGUGAUUCUGAUGUAUGCUGAUGAAUUGUUCUUGUCUUGUGCAUUUUGUAUUGUGCACAUCAAGACAUAUCAUUUUAAAUGGCUAAAAUCCAACAGUUCUUAUAAUAGAAAUCAAUUUACAGUCAAUAAAGCCAGACAAUACCCUCCAACGUCUUAAGCAAAACCAAAGGACACAUUUUGAAAAGGCUUCCUUUCACAUAAUCUUCAUAAAUGAUCAUUUUACGUCUUCUUUUUUAUUUUUAUGUUGGAGACACAACUUCUUUGUUGAUGCGUGGUUUCAUUAUGAGACUGUAUCCUGUUGUUCUGCAGGGGACUCUGUUCCAGGCGGGUUGCACAUCCUGCUUUGCCUCCUCUGAAUGAGCUAAAAGUGUCAGACUGUACAUAGAGGGCUGUCGGCAUGUGAUCAUACACCCCAGAGGCCUUUUUGUUCAUAUUAGUCUUUUUUGCAACAAACUGAGAUGUCUCACAAAUUCGCUUUUCAGUGCUCUCACUCACUGGAUUAGCGUAGGAACCGACCAACGCAUGGGGACAGAAGUGAUCUUUUUAUCACCUGUUUGUAUUAUAAUGUAUGUACGGUUUGCUGGAUCAAAGAUUAAGUGCUACUUCUAUCUUGAAGUUUUACAAAAGCAGAAUGUUAAAACACAGGCCUUUUGUCAUUUCAGCAUGUUUGUGUGGAGAAAAAGAGCUAUGGGUCUUUUUUUUUAUAACAUUAUUUUUUUUAAACUAAAUUGCUGCAAUGCAGACUGUGUGCUACGUUUUUAAUCAAAACAGUGUCUAUCCUAAUCAUUAAUUAAUUGUACUUGUGGCAGAAAAUGUAUUUUUCACUGUUUUUUAAUCAUUCUACGUUAACCAAAAAGUGUGUUAUUGUUGCCAUAUUCAGCUUUUUGUUGAUUUCGCAGGACUAUUAAAACUUGUUCCAGACGUUUUGGUCACUUAUUGACCAGAUCAGCUCACCCAUAAUAAAAACUAAUUGAUCAUAUAAGACAAGAAUGAGGAAGAGUCCUGCUCACAGAGAACCUUCAUGUCUUUUUAUGUUUGAGUUGAUGUAAAACCAGCCUGAUAAGUAACGAAGAGCCAUUCUUUUAUUGGUACUGUACUUUGUAUCGAUGACAUGAAACGCUUUAUUUAUUUAUGGUACGACUGCUAACAUCCAGAAUAGUUGUAUUUCACUCCUCCUCGUUGAGAUUGUAGCCCACACAUACCACUCAGACCAUCACACUAACCAGCCAACCAAAGCAAAGUGUACAGUAAACAUGACAAAGAUGUAAAUCAAGCUAUGAAUCCUACUAACUCUGGAAAGUCUGUUUAUACAAGCCAACCACGGAUGUGUUAGUUUGCAGACAUUUACCUGAUUUUUUUCCCCCCAAAAUCAGCAAUUCUAUGACACAUGAAGUGUGUUAUCUCCCUUUUCAUCUCUUGAAGCAGGUCAAAUUCCAACGACAUCCAGUCGAUAAAACUGUAGCAACCCUCCUUAAUGAAUGUAGCUUGAUUGGAGGCUUCCUCUAAAGUCCUUACAAGUAAAAGCUGAGCAAAAAAAAGAUAAAAAUGUAGCUGUUUAAAUCCAGGGAUAUAUGGUGUGCUGUUACUUACUGGAGACCUUGGUAUGUUUUGCUUUAUUAAACGUGUUCUUACCUGACCAACUUACAGUAUGUGACCUAGGUGUAUGUAAAUGAGAUCCUGGUGGAUGUGAAUGUUUCAUACUAAAAAGGGUUUUAUACGAUUGGUUUUUAUCAGUGCAGCACUGGGAUUAUACGGUUGUGUUAACUGUGGUGUCAACAUACAGUUUUACAUGUUCAUCGGCAUACCUGUUCAAUGUAAUUAUUGCCUAUGUUUAAUUUCAUAAACAUGACGGGGAGAUAAAAGGUGCAGCAAUACUUAUUUGGGUAAAAUUUACCGAACUGUAUUGGACAGUUUUUGUGUUUCAUUUGCAUUAUCCUGUUGAUUUCAUUUUAAGUGGUUGAUUCGUCUGCUUUAAUUUAAUUGCUUAUCUCUCCUAGAUUUGUGGGUUUAUUUUGUUUAAACUAUUGGUACAAUGUAUUCAUGUGGGUUUGGGGCAGGCUAUUUCAAAAAUGAUGAAUGUACUCAAUUGAUAUUGGGGGUAAAAUGAAAUAAAAUGGUGGGUUGCAUAAAAA
Molecule: messenger RNA, 5264 nt
Organism: Dicentrarchus labrax (European seabass)
Lineage: Eukaryota; Metazoa; Chordata; Actinopteri; Moronidae
Gene: iffo2b
Product: intermediate filament family orphan 2b
Exons: 8
Coding region: 575-2062 (495 amino acids)
Source: RefSeq, a predicted model, not a curated record